UCAAAGCGUUUUACACCCCAUCCUGAGAGAGGAGGAGGGGGCUUUUUCUAUUUUAUUAUUAUUUUAUUCUUCCCUUUUACUCCUUCCAUGGAAUCCACACACCUAGUCUUUGUUUCCAUCUCUUAGUUAGUCGUCGAGGGUAUUUUGGUCUUUUCAGCCUGUUAGGGGUUUUUGCUUCUUUAGGGUUUUGGGAGCUUGGUUUGGAGAUAUCUGGUAGGGAGGAUUGGAAUGGAGAUGGAGAGUGUUUGCAGAGAGGAUUUGGUUUCUUUGGAGAGGAUGCUCUGCUCUGCAAUGGAAUCUGUUGUAGCAGAAGCUGUUUUGGCUGCUGCUGGGAAAUCUCUGGUUUUGCUGCUCUUGGCGAUGGGCUUGCUGUCAAAGCAAAUGGUUGUUUUGCCAAGAGCAGCUGACUUAAACGAGAAGGAUGUUCUAGCUGUCAUCGGCAGAAGCAAACCCAUGGUUGCUGCUCCUGAAAACAAGGAUGAUGGUGAAACUGACGAGGAUGACGACGAUGAUGAGGAUGAAGAAGGAGAGGAACAGGAUGAUGAUGGAGGUGAGGAUGAUUUAUCAGGUGAAGAAGAGAACGACGGAGACGAUGGGGAGGAUGAAGACCCUGAGGCGAAUGGAGAAGGAGGGAGCGAUGACGACGACGAUGACGACGAUGAUGACGAUGAUGACGAUGGAGAAGAUGAGGAAGAAGAGGAGGAUGAAGAAGAUGAGGAAGAAGAGAUCCCCCAGCCACCUGCUAAGAAGAGGAAGUGAGUAUUUGUAGGUUGUUUUUCUUUUUUCUUUUUUCUUUUUUUUUUUCUUUUUUUUUUCGUUCUUUGUUUUAGGGCUGAGUGUAGGAGGGGUGGAAUGUUAGCUAAGGUUGGUAUGUGAUAGAUAAGAGUUAGGAAAAUUGCCCUUUGUUGUGAAAGAACCUUACCUUUUCUUCAUUAUUCUACAUUAUGUUGUCAGCUUAUUGGCUUCUUUCCCUCUUUAUAUAUCUAUAUCUAUUCAUGGAAUGAAAGGGCAGUUUUUAACUUUUCAUUUU
This is a messenger RNA of Magnolia sinica, 1030 nucleotides long. Its product is annotated as phosphopantothenoylcysteine decarboxylase subunit VHS3-like. The transcript has 3 exons. The record is from RefSeq and is a predicted model, not a curated record. Lineage: Eukaryota; Viridiplantae; Streptophyta; Magnoliopsida; Magnoliales; Magnoliaceae. The coding region runs from base 229 to 759 and encodes 176 amino acids.